Chilo suppressalis (striped riceborer) is the source of this 807-nucleotide messenger RNA. The record is from the annotation of a GenBank genome assembly. Lineage: Eukaryota; Metazoa; Arthropoda; Insecta; Lepidoptera; Crambidae.
GAAAACGCGUCGUUAACCACAAGUAGUCAUUUAUCGAAUACUUGAUAUAGCUGGUAUUAACACGUUUGUGAUAUAUAGCGAGUGUCGAUGGACAAAAAUGAGAAAAUGUGACUAUUUAAAGCAAUUGGCAUGAAUAAUAUUUUUUUAGAAAAAUGUGCAAUCGCCGUUCUUCUCAACGCUCUUGUGGAUUUCCAUGAGCAUAAUCCCGGUGUCGCUAGGGGUUUUCUAAGGACUUCACAGGGCAAACAAGAAUGGAAAAGGAAGUGGGCCGAAAUUGCAAUCUCUGUAAAUGCCAUAAAUAAGGACCCGGUUAGCCGAAGGUAUUUUUUAUGAAAAUAAUUUAUCUUGCUUUAAAUCGAAUUCAAAUAGACUUUUUUAACGCAAAACUUUAUUUUUAGUACUGGGCAGAAAAAACUGCGGUCCCAAGAGGCUGUGUACACAACACACAGCUUCAAUGAGGAAAACGGGUGAAGGAGCGGGUGAAAGAUUGGUGUUGUCCGAGCUGGACAAUAGACUUGUGGCUGUGAUGGGUGGCCCAAGUUUUGCAUCCGGCGACAGUCAGCUAGCUGUCAAUCCGCUCCCAAAUACGGUAGUGUAUAUUCUAAAAACAAAGUAGUCAUUUUAAUACUAAUACACAUAUUCUCAAAAAAAUACUAUAUUUUGUGACAUUAAUUUCAAUACUUUUCCUUACCUACCACUCUGCAAAUAAUGUGAUAUUAUCAUUCGGGAGGGAGGAGAUAAUAGACGAAGAACUUUUACUGCCUCCUCUACUGCGCACUCCACACAUCUAGGCAAGAUACUUCUGCU